Messenger RNA from Hypanus sabinus (Atlantic stingray), 1471 nucleotides. It is a transcript of the gene mplkip, whose product is annotated as M-phase specific PLK1 interacting protein. The transcript has a single exon. The record is from RefSeq and is a predicted model, not a curated record. Bases 188 to 814 code for a protein of 208 amino acids. Gene Ontology annotation, cellular component: centrosome; nucleus; midbody. NCBI's taxonomy places the organism in Eukaryota, Metazoa, Chordata, Chondrichthyes, Myliobatiformes, Dasyatidae.
CGGAAGAGCGAGGGAUGGCUUAACGGGUGGCGCACAAUUCGAGAAGCUUCGACGUGUACAGUGUGGGCCUAGGAUUUUGACAGAAAUCAAAAAAAUAUAUAGAAGCCGGCGGUUGUCUGCCUGGAGGAGUUGAGGUGAACCAGGAGGAGACGGGGUAGUGGAUCGGCGUGGUAACGUGAGGUGAGGGAUGUUCCGCCCCAUGAGGCAGGGCUUCCGGAGCCCGCCGCCUGUAGGCCCAAGCCCGGGCCCGGGCCCGGGCCCCUUUCCCGGAGCGGGACCGGGUGGAGGCGGGGCAGGUGGCACCUUCCCUUGGGGGCUCCCGGGCAACGUGGGCACCCCUCCUUACGGAGUGCGGCACCGGUCUUUCACCAAAUCUCCUCAGCAUCAGCAGCAACAACAGCAGCCGAGCCCAGGCCUGUCGCCCUUUCACCAGCACCGAUACAAAAGCCCGUCCCCCGGCCACCAGCAGCCGACGCCGCAGAGCUUCACGUCCCGGCACAGCCCACGGGCCCGCGGCCGCUACUCCUCGCCGUCUUACCACCCUCACUCCCCUGGCCAGACCGCGUCUCAACAACCCUCGCCCAGCUCGGCGCACCGCCGCUACCAGGGCUCGCCCAGGACAUCCACACCUUUCGGAGGAGGCGGCUGCAUCCUGGAGAGGAAGUCGCCGGCACCCGUGGAGCAAUAUUACAAACCGUCCAUGCUGCAAGACCCGUGGGCUGACCUGGAACCGGUCUCCGCCUCUGACAUCAACCUGCAGUACGGGACCCCGCAGUCCGUCAGCUCCACUAAAAGAGGCAGGUACUUUAGCUAACAGUUUCUCCAAGCAACACCGCGUCCGGGCAGAGAGCAGCUUCGACCUCUUCCACCUGCACUCUGGGUAAGAUAGCUAAAACUGACCUCCACAGUGCUGUCUCACGCCCAGUGAACAAGAACUUACUCUGGUUCCCACUGUCACUUCUUUCCAGAGACAAAACAUUUUUUUUUAAAAACAAAAUUGAUUACUUUUUUUUGGCAGAUCGACUUUUUUAACGAGACCUAUUUUUUUAACCACACCGAGUUUUCUUUUCUUUGCAACACAUGGGAGCUCUUUGGAUGUUAUCUGGGAGAGUGCAACCGCUGCAGAAUAGGAAAGUGCCUGCUCCUAACUAUCUAAAAUCACCAGCCAGUGGACAGUGACUAAUUGUUUUGCAGGUUUUCUCCACUUCUAUGCAUUAAUGAGCAGGUUAGGGGGUGUCAUCUAAUUUUUUACUGUAAGCCACUGAAAUGGUCAUUUUUAAAACUUUUGUCAACUUUUUUAGAUUAAAGGUAAAAGCUUCAAUGUUUAAUUUUUGUAAAUCCAUAUUUCUAAUUGUGUGUAUGUAAAAACUGAAGAAAGAAAAAUGAUUUAUGUAUGAUUUCAUUGAGAUGGUGUAUCUGGGGCAUGUGUGCAGUAAAGGUGUGUCUUGGUAUCUUAUUUCAGGUUCCCCCC